This is a messenger RNA of Pochonia chlamydosporia 170, 1491 nucleotides long. Its product is annotated as FAD dependent oxidoreductase. Gene Ontology annotation, cellular component: cytoplasm. NCBI's taxonomy places the organism in Eukaryota, Fungi, Ascomycota, Sordariomycetes, Hypocreales, Clavicipitaceae. Bases 1 to 1491 code for a protein of 496 amino acids. The transcript has 2 exons. The record is from RefSeq and is a predicted model, not a curated record. Gene Ontology annotation, molecular function: oxidoreductase activity.
AUGGCAGUCCAGAUAGAUCCCAGCAUCAUGGCCGAGCUGCGUGCUCAGACACUUCAAGAUCCCCAGCUUCCGAGAGACAACCCUACCGUGUCGUUUUGGCAAAUGCCACCCCACCCAUCCCUGUCUGAGGUGCAGUCUGAGACUUUGCCGGCCGCCACCGACUACGCCAUCAUUGGCUCGGGUGUGACUGGCUGCAGUGUAGCCAAGAACUUGCUUGACAAUUCGCCAUCUGAUGCAUCUUCCAUUACUGUCUUUGAGGCACGCACUCUCACAAGUGGUGCGACUGGGAGAAAUGGAGGACUUCUCACCUCAUUUGCUGUUUGCGACUUCAAGCUGCUGAGCGACCAUUUUGGUCUUGAGCAAGCCACAAAGAUUGCACGAUAUGCCAAUAGAACACUGGAAAAGAUGCAUCAGCUGGCGAAUUCUUCCCCCGAAUUGAAAGAAGCCAGUGAUGUGAGGAGGCUUCAGGACGUCAUUUGCUGCCAAGACGAAGCCUCCUGGCAGGAGGCCAAGGAAUCAUGGGCGCUCUACGAGAAGCAUGUACCAGAGGAUGCAGGCAAGGCUCAGUUCCUCACGCCAGAAGAAGCCGAUGAGAAAUAUAAUGUAAGAGCCAAGGCUGGAGUAUUGUUGUUCCCCAAUGGAGCGUUUUGGCCCUAUCGACUUAUUACUCGGGUCUGGGGCCAGCUCCUCGCCCAGCACAAGUCUCGUCUCUCGGUGGAAACGAAGACACCUGUCACCGAAAUCACCUACGAUAAGGAUGCAGACUCCCAAUACCCAUACAUUGUGCACACUCCGAGGGGCAAUGUUCGCGCUAAGAAAGUUAUCCAUGCAACCAACGGAUUCACAGGCCAUCUGCUGCCCGAGCUACGAGGCAAAAUCUAUCCCUUGCGGGGGACAAUGUCAACUCAAAAGUCUACCCCAGAGUUUGGAAACCGUGGACACGAGGUAUCUUGGAGUGUGACGGGUGGAGGAGGCUACGAUCCCACAACUCAAAUCAUGGAUGUAGGGCUCCUGUAUUCAAACCAGAACCCGCGAACGGGAGACAUCUUCAUCGGUGGCGAAAAGGCAAAGAUCAAUGAGAUACUUGUCAGUGAUGACACGCAAAUCGGGGCACCGUGUGUGGAAAAUCUGUCAUCCGUUUUGCCUCGAGUCUUUACAAAGGGUUGGAAAGACGACGACAAGCCCGAGGUCAAGCAAAUUUGGUCUGGAAUCAUGGGCUUCACGGCGGAUCGUCUUCCCAUUAUUGGGUCUUUGCCACAAAAGUACACCAAGAGGGGCGAAGAGGGUGGUGAGUGGAUUGCUGCCGGGUUUAAUGGCUAUGGCAUGCCGCUUUGCUGGUCGAGUGGUGAGGCUGUGGCCAAGAUGUUGCUUGGUAUUGAUGUGACCGACUUUUUGCCCGAGGCGUUUGUUGCGUCUUGUGAGCGGUUGGACGAUACUAAGCGGAUGAGUCCUUCUGCUGCGCUGGAGUUAUUCUUCAGCGGGAACCCGUAG